GCACCGUCAUCUCAGGUUGCGCAAUCUCGCAUCGGCAGGAUUGAACUCCGUCGCCGUCUCACCCUUCUUUCCCAACGCGCACACGCUUCGCUACGCAUAAUCAAUCAUAAGUGUUUCAGGAGAAUCUUCUUCGAGCUGGAGUGCAAUUUCGUGGAGGGAAUUUGUUUGGAUUUGUUCCUGGUGGAAUUUUAUUGAGGAUUUGUGUUUGAGUCGAUUUGUAGGGUUGUUUUCUUCUUCUAUUCCCUUUUUCUCUCAGCAUAGGCUCUUGAAUCGUUAGUUUGAUAGUUCCAAAGGGAUUAAAUUCAAUUUUCGCCUCCCAAUUUUUGUUGUUUGUUAUUGUGAGUUGUGAUUUUUCUUUCCCUCUUUGAAACCCUGAUUGAAGACGGCGGCUUCUUUGGUGUGUUUUUUUUGUUCUUGCUAGGGUUUCGGUUCUGAAUUCGAACUUUCAGGAAAUCUUGGUCCGCCAGUAGUUUUUUAUUUCCAUUUCCAUUCGAGCUGGAGAUUGUUCCGAAGAUAUUGAUUUGUUGGGCGUGUUUUCGCUGGGAUUUAAUUCUUUGUGCCCUAAGCGUAGAGUUUGAAAAUUGCAGUCGUGCCUUGUGGUAGCUGAGUCAUACACAGAAAUCCGUUCAUGGCUUCAUACCGGCCGUUCCAUCCUCCGCCGCAAUCGACAUUUACUCCACCACCCCCGCCGCCGCCGCCGAAUCAGAACGCUUUGCAGCCACCGCCUCCGCCUCCACCUUCACGCGGUAGCAAUCAGUAUCCCCAAAAUUGGGGUCCCGGUUACAAUCAGAGCUAUUCCCAGACGAACCCUAGCUCCAAUUAUCAAGGCUAUGGAUCGUCAUCAUCACAGUAUAACCCUCCGGGAAGAAACCCGCAGCCACCACCACCGCCACCGCAACACCAACCAUUUCCGUAUCAGCCUCCACCUCCACCUCCGCCGUCAGAUUCUUCUUAUCCCCCACCUCCUCCACCGCCCCAGCCUGCCCCAGCCACAGCCCCUCCAUCUUACUAUCCGCCAUCUCAGUAUUCUCAGUUCAAUCAGCCUCCUCCUAUGCAGCCACCCCCACCCCCACCUCCCCCUUCUUCUCCUCCUCCACCCCCACCACCAUCACAUCCAUCUUCGCCCCCUCCAUUGCCUUCUUCUGCCCCUCCUCCAGGUCCAAGCAAUGAGAAUAGGCAACCCCAUGCCGGGCCCUCAUUUAAAAAGGAGCAGAAGCCUCCACAGCCUUUGAGUGGCAAGGGAUUAGGUGGGCAUGGGCCUUCUGGUAGGGUUGAGACAGAGGAGGAAAGAAGGUUGAGGAAAAAGAGAGAGUAUGAAAAGCAGAAACAAGACGAGAAACACAAGCAGCAUCUGAGAGAGUCACAGAAUAAAGUGCUGCAGAAGACCAAUAUGUUGGCCUCUGGGUCCAAAGGCCAUGGCUCAAUUAGUGGGUCGCAUAUGGGUGACCGGAGGAGUACUCCUUUACUAAGCAGCGACAGAAUAGAAAAUCGACUGAAGAAGCCAACAACAUUCCUUUGCAAAUUGAAGUUUCGAAAUGAGCUGCCGGAUGCAUCUGAAAAAAUGAAGCUUUUAACCAUGAAAAGAGAUACAGAUCGAUAUUGCAAAUAUCAAAUUACAUCAUUGGAGAAAAAUUGGAAGCCUCAGCUGUAUGUGGAACCGGAUCUUGGAAUACCGCUGGACCUUCUUGAUGUGAGAGUGUACAAUCCUCCCAAAGGUGAGAGGAUACCCCUUGAUCCAGAGGAUGAAGAGUUGUUGCAUGAUGAUGAUCCUGUAACUCCAAUUAAGUCAGAUGGCAUAAAGAAGAAAGAAAGGCCUACAGAUAAAGGUGUUUCUUGGCUUGUAAAAACUCAAUACAUAUCACCACUGAGCAUGGAGUCAACCAAGCAGUCACUUACAGAAAAACAAGCGAAAGAAUUGCGAGAAUCUCGAGAUCGACUUCUUUUGGAGAAUCUCAAUAGUAGGGAAAGGAAACUGAAGGAUAUUUCAACUUCGUUUGAGGCGUGCAAGUCCAAACCUGUUCAUGCUGUGAAUCGAAAUUUGCAACCGAAAAGAGUUCUCCCUCUCUUUCCUGAUUUUGACAGGUAUGAUGACCAGUUUGUGGUUGCGAAUUUUGAUAGCGCUCCAACGGCUGAUUCAGAAAUAUAUGGAAAACUAAGUGCAGCAGAUCGAGAUGAGUAUGAACAUAGAGCAAUUUUGAAGAGUUUUAUGUCCUCAGUCUCUGAUUCGGAGAAGCCUGAUAAAUUUUUGGCAUAUAUGGUGCCAUCAGUCGAAGAGCUGGAUAAGGAUCUAUACGACGAAACUGAAGAUAUUUCUUAUUCUUGGGUUCGCGAGUAUCUCUGGGAUGUGCGCACUGACGAUGCCGAAGAUCCCACAUCAUACCUUGUGACAUUUGGUGAAACUGAAGCCAAAUACCUGCCGCUUCCAUCAAAGCUAAUGUUACGGAAAAAGCGCGCAAGAGAGGGUAAAUCAACUGAGGAAGUGGAACAAUUUCCAGUACCUAGGUCGGUGACUGUUAGGAAACGAAGCACACUAGCUGCAUUGGAACUGAGAGACGAGGCGGAUUUCCAACCUCAAAAAAUCUCACGAAAUGGAAGGGGAGGCAUGGAUGGCCACAGCGGUGGUCGACUGCGCAGGAUGGUGCAAGAGGCCGAUGCUGAUGCCGAUAAUUUCAGCGAACAAGAGGAUGACAUGUCUGAGUAGUGGUUUUCCAUGGUAAGGAUGAGAUCCCUUUCUUUUAAAUUUGUGUUUUAUAGCCUUUUGGGAUAUGGGAGCUUUUUUUCUUUUUCUUUUUUCUGUAAGUAAUUUGAAUUAGUACUGUCAAGAAAGAACAAAAAAAAAAAGUUUUAAAAGAAACCAAUGUACAAUUUUGCUAGUGCAGCCAACCACAUUUUAUCAGUUUCUUUGCCAUUCUUGAUGGCAUGUAUUGGUAUCAGUAACUAUUAGACGAGGCUAAGCAUAUUUAUUUUUUUUUC
Molecule: messenger RNA, 2973 nt
Organism: Andrographis paniculata
Lineage: Eukaryota; Viridiplantae; Streptophyta; Magnoliopsida; Lamiales; Acanthaceae
Product: protein PAF1 homolog
Exons: 12
Coding region: 629-2701 (690 amino acids)
Biological process (GO): transcription elongation by RNA polymerase II
Cellular component (GO): Cdc73/Paf1 complex
Molecular function (GO): chromatin binding; RNA polymerase II complex binding
Source: RefSeq, a predicted model, not a curated record